Molecule: messenger RNA, 938 nt
Organism: Arabidopsis thaliana (thale cress)
Lineage: Eukaryota; Viridiplantae; Streptophyta; Magnoliopsida; Brassicales; Brassicaceae
Exons: 1
Coding region: 101-604 (167 amino acids)
Source: RefSeq, marked reviewed
UUGUUUUUUCUGAAUAAUCCCCUUUGAUUUUCCAUGUUAUGUUAGAGAUAUGUAUGCUGUUGUAACAUUGAAUUGUUAAAUUGGUAGAUUCUCACUCAAUAUGGUUAUUUCUCAAGAGGAAGCUGACAAUGAUCAUGCAAGCGGAUCGAAAGGAUCAAGCGUUGGGGAAAACAGUUUGGAUUCUAUAGAGUCUGAAGAGCAUGAUGAUGAUAUGUCUGAUGCGAGCGGAUCGGAAGAAUCAAGCGAUGAAGAAAACCUUGUGGAUUCUCUAAUGUCUGAAAUGAUUAAUGAGUGGUAUGAUGAGAUGUAUGAUGAUUUAACAGACGGACUCGAUGAUAUUCUUGCUGCUAGAAUCCCUUCACUUAGCGCUCUACGAACCAGCAAUAAGCAACCCUCAGAUUCCAACAAGACUAGUAUUGUGUUUGAUUCAAUGAAGGCACUCCAUGAUCUACCUGGUGUUAGGAUGUGGUCGCCUUUAUACCGUGCAUCGUUGACUCAUUUUCAGGCUGAUGUUACUCAUAGAGAGGCCUUCUUGGCAUUUUCUGAUCCUGAGGAUAAGAUUUGCUACUUAGAGAACAAGACUGGCAAAAAGAGAGAUGAAUGACUUUUGUUAUGAUUCUGACCUUUGCUUUUGCUUAUUAAAAUGUUUUCCUAUUGAAGUAAUCUGCAAGAGGAAUGAUCUCAAAAGAAGAUAUCUAAUUCUGUGUUGUAUUUGUUUAGAAGACAUUUUCAAGUGUUAUUCUUACAGUUUAAACAUUUCUUCUACCCACAUGAUGGGUUUUACUAUCUUCUACUCUUUUUCUUCUUCUUUCUAAAACAAAACGUAAAAGAAAAACAUUGCAAGAGAUGCAACGCAAGAGCUUCUAAGGCCAAGCAAAGUCAAUGUCACUGUUAUCAACAUCCCACACUCCAAGACCGAUCUCAUCAAACAACUGCUC